Dendronephthya gigantea is the source of this 2110-nucleotide messenger RNA. RefSeq lists its product as uncharacterized. Lineage: Eukaryota; Metazoa; Cnidaria; Anthozoa; Malacalcyonacea; Nephtheidae. The transcript has 2 exons. The record is from RefSeq and is a predicted model, not a curated record. Bases 345 to 1556 code for a protein of 403 amino acids.
ACCGGCAAUUAAAGAGACUAUUUCGUGUGACAAAGCAACCAUGUUUCGAGGAUUUCCGUUCAGCAUUUCUGCAUUCUCCUCAAGAGGUUCAAACAAAGCACAGUUUUUUUAUCCUGUUCUUUGCAAAGUUUGAGCAAUUCCUAAUCAUUGGUGACCUGAAUCAUCUGCUAAAAUGGUCUCGACUAGUAUCGAAAGCAUUAACCCAUCGCAUUAGUAGGAAGGAUGCACAGUCUAAGUCGAUCGACGACUUCAUCGGUGGCCAUCUUCUAGAAACCGCCCAAACACAACAACAAACAGAAAGUUUGCAGGAGUUGUUCAACAAUUUUAAGAAAGCGUGGAACAAAAUGCGUUAUCGGGUUAACCAAGCGCUUGUUGGCAAAACGGAAAUGCCGCGACUGUCAGAGACGCAAUGUGUUGCUUACUGUCUAAUGGAUGGUGAUUAUGGAAUCUAUCUUAAAACCGCUAUUGAAAUCCUUGUUUCUUACCAAAACUCGAUUAUGGACACAGUUAUUUCUUUCUCUUCACAUCAACAUCCAGCUCUAAGCUUCCUUGAAAGAGAAAACUGCAGUGGUGUCAUGUCCGCCUCAAUUCAAGAUGUUAAAGAAAAAGAGAUAAUCAAUUUUCAAUGGUCAGAUGAUUUCUUUCAGGAUGCGCAAAACAAUCUCGAGUAUGGGAAAGGUCGAGAAAUCACCUACGAUUUUGAGAGAAUGGAAAUAGUCAUUGCAAAAGAAAUCGUAUUUGGAAAAUGUUUCUUGACAGGAACGCUUAAUAAGUUUGUAUUCGCGAAGGAGUUGUUUCACUCCUGUGGUCCGUUAUUGAGUGAGAUCAGAUCACAAGUUGAACAGGAACAAAGUUUGCCGGAUGAUGUGCGUAAAGGGUUGUCGAACUUAAAAGAACGGAGAAUAAAGGAAGCUCAAGACCUUCUUCAGCAUAUCGAAGUGCUUAUUUUCUUGCUUAAACGAGAAUUAAAGAAGAUUAACGUAGAUAUGACUUUAGAAGAGUUUGCCGAAAAUUGGUCGCCGAUGUUACCAAGUCCCUUCCCUGCAAAGUUGUUACCCGAGCCAAGACGAUUGAUCAAGAUCAGACACCUUGCAGCUCUUUACGAAGCACUCGAAGAUGUGCUUGCGGAUGGAGCUAUCGAAGGACUCGCUGACAAAUUCCGAAAAGAACUGCCAGAUGAGAUAGAAGAAUCCGUCAGCACCAUGGUUGCCAAAGAUAUUGAACAGUUGAAACCGCCAAACUUUCUCAAAGCACUGCGUCGUUUCAUUUUCCGCUAUCUUUCAUCAGAAACUGAAAAAUAUUGGCCGGAAGAAAGAAAGUCAUUACAGUCCUGUUUGGAAGAACCUUCACUGUGGUUCCCACUACAGCUACCACACCUGAAUGACAUUCCACGCGAAAUCACUCUCAAGUACAUCCACUCAAUUGUGAAGUAUCUCGAGGAAAAGGAGAAAGUUGGCGAGUCGAAGAAGGAAAGUCUUCGAGUUUCCUCUGUUCAACAAAAGACGACCAAACAGUCUGGUGGGCGACGUCGACUUAAAAAUUUCUCCCGCGCAUGAUAAGUGAACUUAAUCCGUUAAUAUAUAUCCGUGUAUGCAUAAAUUAACGGCUCGCAAUAAAUUUAAAUGCAGUGACAGUUAAAAUUUAUUAUUAAAGAAGCAUAUACAUGGAAUAACCUUUUUAGAAUUACAUAUGGAUCAUUAUACGCGAUCUUUGCGUCAAUUUCAAAUUUUGAGCUCAUUCAAAGUUAUUAGGCUGCUGCAUUCAGACUGAGUGCUCGGCACUUUUUCUGACGCUUCCAAAUCAAAUUGAAGAACGGACACUACCUCCAGAGGUAGUACUUAAACCUUAGGGCACUGUACUCGGCAGGUUUUAUGAAUUAUGAGCAUGCUUUGACUUUGGGCACCGGCGCCGGGCACUCAGUCUGAAGUCAGCCAAUGGACUAUCUCUUUAAUUUUAUAUCUUUAUUGUUCAAAUUAGAUUAGAUGGCUGACUCUUAGCAGUCACAGAAGAAUAUAAAUAGUAGCUACCAUAAUUGCCUAACAUGUAAUUAGUAGCAAACUAUAGUGUUACAAUUUUAUGCACAAAAUUACAAAAAUUGUAUACGCAUGAA